UCGUGGCGCUCGUCGUGCAAAACGCACUCAUGAUAGCGCAGGUACAAUCCUUCACUGCAAGAGCAAUCAGCACAGUUAUUAUAUAUAUGAAUUGAGAUUGAGUUUGUGUGUAUAUGCUUGGGCAGGGUGUGUCAAUGGCACAGAUCGUUUUGGUAGUUGGGACUGGGGUGUGGAUGAUGAGGAAGGUUUUUGUGGCGAUGCUGCUGCCACACGUCGCUCUUCGAGGCGGCAGCCGCCGUGAAAGUUACUGGAGAGGUGCAAUUUUCAUGCUCGCAUUGGGUGGAUUGGGAGCUUGGUUUUAUCGGACAGAGGUGCCCCUGAACACGCCACAAGUCGUGCUUCUCGCUAUCGUGUAGGGUAACAAGGUGCCGUAUUGUGUGGGCAAUGAGAGGAAGCUCAUGGAUUUUUGGUGUUAUUGCGCUGGGUUCAGAUUGCUGCUGGAUGUUGUGUCCAUUUUCCUCGUUACGAGCGCUAAGGGCCGCCUUACGCCCGGACAGAUCGUCUUUUCAGCGGUGGAAACCACCUUCUUGGUGGCGGGAUUCUCUACAUACUUGAAUUACGUAAGGACCGUGCGAGUUGGUGGUUGUUCGACGGAGAAGCUAACAUACUGGUGUUAAUGUGCAUGCAGAAGGAAGAGUUAAUUUUCGAUAAGAUGGCGUUCGCGCUCACGGCGGCAACAGCUUUUGUUCACGUGCUAGAACUUCUUUCGGCAAAGUACGUGGUGCUCCACUGCUUUGGCACGGAUACGAACGGCUCUUUCAACAAGCAGCAACGGCGCGGGGCCAAGUUGAUGGAGGGUAUAUGGCAGGAUAUCGAUCAAUUCGAACCCGAACAGCUUCUCUUGGGCACCACAAAGGUACGCCAGCGAAUAUGUUGAGCCGUGUAAACUUCGAAGUGUUUAACUCCCAUGCUCCUCCGUAUUCAGAAAAAGAAAGCCAAAAACAAGUCGCGCGGUAGCUCUUCGAAAGAUGUAAACGCAGCCACCGAUGGCAAUUCAGACCCGGCACUGCAGAUCAAACAAUCCGCGUUCAGGGAGCCGCGGGUGCAGCUCGCGAUCUUGACACUGGCUCAAGUGCUGCUUCUACUGUUGCAGCUCGUACUCUCAACAUUCGUGUUGUACUCUUGGGAAAUGAUGAGGUAUGUUGCCGAUUGCUCUCAGACUGUAGCCAUGGCUCUAACUUCGACUGCUCUCGCUUUGUGUGAUAGUGCGUUGUUGCUCAGCAGCUCCCACGUUCUCUGGAAGCUUGGCCAA
Phytophthora sojae is the source of this 1252-nucleotide messenger RNA. RefSeq lists its product as hypothetical. The transcript has a single exon. Bases 653 to 877 code for a protein of 74 amino acids. The record is from RefSeq and is a predicted model, not a curated record. Lineage: Eukaryota; Oomycota; Peronosporomycetes; Peronosporales; Peronosporaceae.